This is a messenger RNA of Micropterus dolomieu (smallmouth bass), 1574 nucleotides long. It is a transcript of the gene mgat4c, whose product is annotated as mgat4 family member C. NCBI's taxonomy places the organism in Eukaryota, Metazoa, Chordata, Actinopteri, Centrarchiformes, Centrarchidae. Gene Ontology annotation, biological process: protein N-linked glycosylation. The transcript has 3 exons. The coding region runs from base 1 to 1434 and encodes 477 amino acids. Gene Ontology annotation, molecular function: acetylglucosaminyltransferase activity. The record is from RefSeq and is a predicted model, not a curated record.
AUGAGGCUGGUGUGGAAAUCCCUGGACAAGAUGAGGUGUCUGAGGAAACGCUCCACUAUUCCGUUCCUUGGCUUCCUCAUUACCUUCCUGCUCUUCCUGAACCUCUACAUUGAAGAUGGCUAUGUGAUGGAAGGGGAUAAAAGGCAGCUUAGGGAAACAUCCGCCCACCCUCCCAGCUCAGAACGAUACGUUCACACCUUCAGAGACCUCAGUAAUUUCUCUGGAACCAUUAAUGUCACAUAUCGUUAUCUUGCUGGAACCCCGCUGAACCGCAAGAAGUAUCUUACCAUUGGACUGUCAUCAGUCAAACGAAAAAGAGGAAACUACCUUCUGGAGACGAUCAAAUCCAUCUUUGAUCAGUCCAGUUACGAGGAACUGAAAGAGAUUGUGGUUGUGGUCCACCUGGCAGACUUUGACCUUAUCUGGUGUGAGAACUUGGUGCAGGAAAUCACCAGGAAGUUUGCGCACCACAUCAUAGCCGGACGCCUCCUGGUGAUCCAGGCCCCUGAGGAGUACUAUCCAUCUCUGAAUGGACUGAAAAGGAACUACAACGACCCGGAGGACCGGGUCCGUUUCCGCUCUAAGCAGAACGUGGACUAUGCUUUCCUCCUCAACUUCUGCACAAACCUCUCUCACUUCUACAUGAUGUUAGAGGAUGACGUUCGCUGCUCCAGGAACUUCCUGACGGCGCUGAAGAAGGUGAUCACCUCCAGAGAAGGAUCCUACUGGGUGAUGCUGGAGUUCUCCAAGCUGGGCUACAUCGGGAAGCUGUACCACUCCAAAGACCUGCCACGUCUUGCUCAUUUCCUCCUCAUGUUCUACCAGGAAAUGCCCUGUGACUGGCUCCUCAUCCACUUCAGGGGUCUGCUGGCCCAGAAGGACGUGAUCCGGUUCAAGCCCUCGCUGUUCCAGCACAUGGGCUACUACUCCUCUUACAAAGGAGCAGAGAACAAGCUGAAGGACGAUGACUUUGAAGAAGACUCCAUAGACAUUCCUGACAAUCCUCCUGCCAGCCUUUACACAAACAUCAAUGUCUUUGAAAACUAUGAUGCCACCAAGGCUUACAGCACUGUGGAUGAAUACUUCUGGGGAAAGCCUCCUUCCACAGGAGACUUCUUUGUUAUUGUCUUUAAUAAAUCUACCAAAAUAUGUAAGAUUAAAAUUGCUACUGGUUCUGAUGACCGUCAGAAUGACAUUCUUCACCACGGAGCUCUGGAAGUAGGAGAGAAACUAAUUGGGACUAAAAAAGGCAAACAGUGUUCAUCUUACAUCACAUUAGGGGAGUUUAAAAAUGGCAACAUUGAGGUUCAAGAUGUAGACCACAAAAUUGCCUUUGACAUUGAGUGUGUGCGCAUUGUUGUGACAGCCAGUCAGAAAGAAUGGCUCAUUAUUAGAAGUAUAAGUUUAUGGACUACACAACCCCCCAGCCAAUGAAAACUAUAGAUAAAGACUCUUAGUUUGUCAUCGAGGGAGAUUUUUUUAUUAUUAUUUACUGAUGUAUGUAUUUCCUGGGUUUAUUUAUUCAUUUUGUAUGUAUUUAUUAUAAUAAUUUUGAUUGCCAAAUCAAUCUAUAG